GCGGCUGGCGGCGCAAGCGAGGAGCCAGCUCUCGGCCAGGCUAAGGAGUGAGGCAGUGCGACCCGAGCGGACUGCAGGGCAAGGCGGCAGCCAGCCACCAGGGCCAGCGUCUCGCAGCAUCUCUGCCACGCGUGUCGGCAAGCGACUGCUCCAUGAAGCCGCCCUCGACCCAGGGCAGCCCAGCGGCGGUGGCGGCCGCAGCCCCGGCCAUGGACUCAGCGGCCGCUGCAGACCUGACGGACGUGCUGUGCGAGUUCGACGCGGUGCUGGCCGACUUCGCAUCGCCCUUCCACGCCCGCCACUUCCACUACGAGGAGCACCUCGAACGCAUGAAGCGGCGCAGCAGCGCCAGCGUCAGUGACAGCAGCGGCUUCAGCGACUCAGAGAGUGCCGACUCACUGUACCGGGACAGCCUCAGCUUCAGCGAUGAGAAACUGAAUUCGCCAACGGACUCCACUCCGGCUCCGCUGACUUCCUCUGUCACUCCUCGCAAAGCCAAAUUAGGUGACACCAAAGAGCUGGAAGACUUCAUUGCCGAUCUCGACAGAACAUUAGCAAGUAUGUGAAGGGAGCGAGGGGUUCGGGGUCCUUAGGCCACAAGAGUGAAACUCCCGAAGACUCUGAGGACCUGGCAAAAUCAGCUCCUGGGAUCUGCUGUAGGAGGGGACAGAGCCAAGGCCCCCCCUCCGUGGCCGUCCUCGGCUCACCCUAACAUUUGCCGUUGGGCCCAUCUCUGGGCAACUCAGACAGUAGAAUUGACUUGUUUACCUGCCUGCAGCAUAUUUCAACAGAUGAUCUAUCUAAUGUGUUUUUACUCCUCAAACAUAGCUCUUCUAUAAUUUAAGAUGCGUUUAUGGAAGUAUUUGUAAUUACUUAUAUAUAGUUGGAGACCGUAAUAAGCUUUUCCCAUCAUAAUAUAUUUUUGUAUACAAAUAAAGUUUAAACUGGAAUCUA
Molecule: messenger RNA, 954 nt
Organism: Peromyscus californicus insignis
Lineage: Eukaryota; Metazoa; Chordata; Mammalia; Rodentia; Cricetidae
Gene: Rgcc
Product: regulator of cell cycle
Exons: 5
Coding region: 153-566 (137 amino acids)
Biological process (GO): regulation of cell cycle
Cellular component (GO): cytoplasm
Molecular function (GO): protein kinase binding; protein kinase activator activity
Source: RefSeq, a predicted model, not a curated record